AUGAAGGACCGACUGGCGCAGCUAAAGGAGGUCUGUGUUUGUGUGUGUGUGUGUGUCUUUCAGAUUGAAGAUAUCCGUGUGAGCAUUGACAAGAUAGACGAGAGCAUCACAGAAAUCAAAAAACUGUACUCCACCAUCUUGUCGGCCCCCACAUCUGACCAGAAAACACAAGAUGAUGUUGAAGCUCUCACCAAUGAGAUCAAGAAAUCAGCCAAUAAUGCCAGAAACAAACUUAAGAGUAUUGAGCGCCAGCUUGAGUCCAACACAGAUGAGAGGACCUCAGCCGACCUGAGGAUACGCAAAUCCCAGCAUGCUAUCCUGGCCAAGAAGUUUGUAGAGGUGAUGACAAAAUACAACGAGGCUCAAGUGGACUUCAGAGAUAAGAGCAAAGGACGAAUCGCCCGACAGUUGGAAAUCACGGGGAAAGCAACGACUGACGAGGAACUUGACGAGAUGCUGGAGGGAGGCAACUCGGCUGUCUUCACUGCCGGGAUCAUGGACUCUAAGAUCAACCAGCAGGCCCUGAAUGAGAUCGAGGCUCGUCACAAAGACAUUAUGAGGCUAGAAAGCAGCAUCAAAGAGCUCCAUGACAUGUUUGUGGAUAUCGCCAUGCUGGUUGAGAAUCAGGGUGGCAUGAUUGACAGAAUUGAGAGCAACAUGGAUCAGUCGGUGGGCUUUGUAGAGAGGGCAGUGGCCGACACCAAAAAGGCAGCCAAAUUUCAGCAGGAGGCACGCAGGAAACAAAUGAUGAUCUUCUGCUGCUGUGUGAUUUUGGCCUUGGUACUCGGUUCAUUUGUCUACAGCUUCUUCAAAUAGAAAACCAGAAUGAGGCCACCCCGCUAACUCCACACAGUACAGGAUGAGGCAGAGCAGAGCAGCUCGCCGACGGUCACAUAAUUCAGCCUGGGCUCUGUUUACUGUCAUUUCAACUAAUUCAAGAUAAACAUUGAAGCUGCAAAUAUUUGCAUUCUUCUCAGUUAUUUCUGAACAUGUUCUAACAACUAUUUUUAACCUUCUCUGGCUGCCCCACAGCUAAAUUGAGUUUCAAUGUAGUGGCUGGAUAUUUCAAGUUAAAGGCAUGGAGUCAAGUCAUGGGUCAGCAUUCAGGGUCAGCUCCGGAACUUACUGAGAGCCAUAUGAUAUUAGUGUUAAACAAAGCAUUACUUAAAUAACAUUUUAGAUAAACUCUCCAAUGCUUACACUGCAUUGCAUCAAAUACCCCGCCACCACAAAAUAACCUCAGAAACACCAUAGUUCAACCAACAGAGCAAUCGAUCGUUCCAACAAAAACCUGAACAUCGUUGUGUUGAUAAAUAUAAGAUGUUUUGUCAAGCUGUAACUAAUGCAGUUGAAAUCAGAAUACCUUACAAAACGUAGAAAGAAACUGUCCCAUUUAAAGUAAGCAGUCUUUUGUAUGAAUUGCCCUCAUAGCCCAAUUUUGGGAAAUAUGUCUUCCUUCUUUGACUCUGCCUUCAGAAAAAAUACUGUUGCAGUAGUUAUUUGAAUUUGUAUGGUAUUAAGUGCCGGCAUUUUCAGUAAAUGCUGGUGUAUAUGUAGGACUUUUCAGGAGUAUUGAGUUUAGAUUAGCUAGUGAGUGGCAAUGUAGAACAAUUACUACAAAGAGUAGAUUUCUACAUUCAUAUACCCUGAAUAUCUCAGUCUCCCUUACACAAUUACCACUCUGAUUUA
Molecule: messenger RNA, 1689 nt
Organism: Etheostoma cragini (Arkansas darter)
Lineage: Eukaryota; Metazoa; Chordata; Actinopteri; Perciformes; Percidae
Gene: stx3a
Exons: 9
Coding region: 1-816 (271 amino acids)
Biological process (GO): intracellular protein transport; exocytic insertion of neurotransmitter receptor to postsynaptic membrane; synaptic vesicle fusion to presynaptic active zone membrane
Cellular component (GO): SNARE complex; endomembrane system; postsynapse
Molecular function (GO): SNAP receptor activity; SNARE binding
Source: RefSeq, a predicted model, not a curated record